AGGGCCGAUAAUGUCCAGUAGAAUUCGUGUUGCUGCUGUUGUUGGAAGUGUCUUGGCUGUAAUUGUUGUUGCUGCAGUCGUAGUAAUCGCUGUGAUAAGUCUUAGGAGAGCGCGGCAAAGAUAUCGAAUACAAUCACAAUUACAAAGAGGAAAAAACGAGAAAUUUCAAACUGAAGUGACAGUCUUAGAAAGUACGACAAAUAUCAGUGCAGAAAGAGAAACCAAGCCUGCAGCAUCCGUCAGGCCACAGACCUGCUUCAUACCUGGGACAGACACGGGGACCGCGACCCCAACCUUUGCGGCAACGUGCGUGAAGACACUCCGACCAAUCGUCAGUCAGCCCCAGCAAUGUCCUCUAGAAACACAGUUGAUCCUGAUGAAAGUAUUUCAGCUGCGAACCUGAUAGAAGGAACUUGCGUUUCGUCCACUGGAGGUAAAGAUCAAAGAAAGGAAAAGUCGCUCUCAGCACCUCCUAGUUUCCUAGCGACGAUGGAGCGAAAAGAAAGCAUACAAAACGAUGAGAAAUUCGAGCUCAAUACAAUUUUACCCAGUAACUUUCACGACAGUCAGUUAGAAACGGUUCCAAAUAAAGAUAAAGAGCCUACGGACCCUACAGACGAGGAAGAGGAGAACAUCUACGACACAGAGGACAUCUACGCCUCCUACCGCUCACUGGGGCCCUCGUCAAUACUCGAUGAUCUCCAGAAGUCCUUGUUGGCCAGUCUGACUUCAGGAAAACUUGGGAUGGAAUUUGCGAAAUUUCCCAAAAGCAUGCAACAUCCCCAUGAGGUUGGUAUGCAACCAGAGAAUGCAAACAAAAAUCGCUUCAAGGCCCUAUAUGCUUACGACCAUUCUCGAGUUGUUCUUCGUCGACCAAAUGGAGACAUCAACACAGAUUACAUCAACGCAAGCUACGUCAGGGGAUACCAAGGAGAGAAAGCAUACAUCGCCACACAAGGUCCGCGCUCUAGCACAGUAGAUGACCUGUGGUGGAUGGUGUGGCAGGAGAAUGUCACUCAGAUCAUCAUGUUGACUAACCUCAAGGAGGGCAGAAAGGACAAGUGUGAAGAGUACUGGCCAUCAGUCGGCACCACAAAGACGUAUGGUCACGUGACCGUGACAGCCCUAAAAACAGACACCAGAGCAGACUUCAUCAUCCGCUAUUUUGUGUUGGAGUCCAAAGAGGGCGGUGACCAGCGGACGGUAUCUCAGUAUCACUACCUGGUGUGGCCUGACCACGGGGUGCCGUCCACCUACUCGCUGGUCAGCUUCUGGCGCUACGUCAAGGCACGUGCACAGGGGGCCAUACCUGUCGUACACUGCAGCGCUGGAGUUGGACGCACAGGCACAUACAUCGCCUUAGACAUCGCUUCCGAACUGAGGUCACAUGAUCAUGAGGUGAACGUCAAGGACAUCGUCAGUAGACUACGUGAAGAUAGAACACUCAUGGUGCAGACUGAGGAACAGUAUAAGUUCCUUUAUGAAGCCAUCCUAGAGGAACACACCAGCAGUGGAACCAGAAUGACCUUUGACCAGUUUGACCUCGCGUUUCCCGACGAUAUCAAUAUCCAUAAACCUCGGACAGCCAACGAAUUUAAGGCCUUAAAACAAAUGGAACUGUUUCUGCCUGAACCAAGAAGUACAAUUGCUGAGUCUGAAGAGAAUUAUCUCAAAAACAGAAUGAAAAGGUCACUGCCAGACGACAUUCACCUAGUGUACCUCAUGGACAACGUGCCUGGGAGAAAUCAGUACAUCAACGCUGUUUAUAUGUCGUCGUUUAGGAAAUCGCAAGGGCUGAUUCUGACUCAGCUCCCUUUGCCGGACACCGUGGUGGACAUGUGGCGUCUGGUUGACUCAUGGGACGUCAACACUGUUGUUUCUCUCGGACACAAAGACCAAAGACAAUCAAUUCAGAAUUACUGCGGCUACUGGCCUGAAGAUCCAAAGGACGAGCUGAAAACUGAGCAACAUACCAUCACCCUAACAUCUACUUCUACACUUGGAGAUCAUAUCACCUGUUUCAAUCUCUCUCUUUCCACUAAGAAGUCCAUGCCCAGAGAGGUCCGUCUUCUGUACUAUGAUGACUGGGCAGACCUUGUCCCAGGAAACAUCUCGGACAUCCUUCAACUUAUAGACAUUCUUGAAUCAUGGGAUGUUGAAGAGGAGGCCUCACCUGUAGUCGUGCAGUGCAUUGACGGGGUGGCGAGGAGCGGGAUGUUCUGUGCACUGUAUGAUAUCAUCAAUCGAGCCAUGCAUGACCAGGAGAUAGAUGUCUACCUGUCUGUGCGGCACGUGCAAAGAGUCAGACCAAAGGCUGUUACUACAGAGGAUGAGUACCAUUACUGCUACCAGGCGCACAAGAGUACAAACGUCAACAUAGUGUUUACCAGAACACGUGACCAGUUUAGUGUUUCCUUCCAUGUGUCUGUGACUGAGGAGUUGUUUUAUUUUUUAGUAAGAAACUCUGAAGAAAAUAAAUUUUAAAGUGGACGAUAUUAAUAUUGUACAAGAUUUUUUUCCUACAUCGGUUAUUUUUUAGUAAGAAACUCUGAAGAAAAUAAAUUUUAAAGUGGACGAUAUUAAUAUUGUACAAGAUUUUUUCCUACAUCGGUUAUUUUGGUUUUAACGGGAGUUACCAGGUCUGUAACACUAGAAUUACUUGAUAAACAGCACGGAUAGAACUGAUGCACCCUGUGUAUAAAUCACGCUGUAUGUAUUUGUAUUUUUGUGUAUUAAAUAA
Molecule: messenger RNA, 2740 nt
Organism: Pomacea canaliculata
Lineage: Eukaryota; Metazoa; Mollusca; Gastropoda; Architaenioglossa; Ampullariidae
Product: receptor-type tyrosine-protein phosphatase kappa-like
Exons: 18
Coding region: 349-2484 (711 amino acids)
Biological process (GO): protein dephosphorylation
Molecular function (GO): protein tyrosine phosphatase activity
Source: RefSeq, a predicted model, not a curated record